CGUUCCAUGUACUAGUAUCAUACCGAAGCUGCAAGCUGGCAAUAAUGGCUUCCGAAGGAAGCUGAGAAGAUGAUAAGGACAAAAGAGAUUGGACAGCUAUAUGUUUCUGUAAAUGUGAAGAAGUCAACAUACCAGUGAUAAUGGGCUCUCUAGCUAUUAAGAAGCUGUCCAGAAAGAAGUUAGACUUCCUCCUUAAAAUAUCUAGUCACUGUAGAAUGUACAGCACAAGUGGAAUGUGUGUGUUUGGAAAAGCAAGAACAAGUGGUAUAAAAUAUUUGGAACAUAACCAGCAGCACAGGUGUCUUUUAAAUGCAUCAAAACAGUUGUCAGCUCAUAAUAGAACACAUUCCAAUUCAAAUGACAAACUACAUGGUUAUUGUAAUACACAAUCAACAAAUUGGAGAGACUUCUCACACUUACACCAUCACAGUAGAACCACAUCAUUGGGACAAAUAUCAUGUGAUAGACAUUGGCAUAACAUAGGUGUUGAUCCACAUAUGAAGACCAGCCUGAUCAUGAGAACACAGCCCAGGGCAUUGGUGCCCGUAGUCAAGGUCCCACAAUGUGCUGUUGGAACGACCCCUCCUCUAACAAAAAAGAAGCCACCGGGACAGCAGCAGCAGUCAAGAAGGUCUUUCACUCUCAGCCCACAAGGCAUAGUUGAAGCUGCUCCAUCAAAUUUAAAGCCUUACCUGAGGCUUAUUAGGUUGGACAGACCUAUUGGGACUUGGUUGUUGUUUUGGCCUUGUACGUGGAGUAUAGGACUGGCUGCUGAGGCAGGGCACCUCCCUGACCCCACCAUGCUGGCAUUGUUUGGCCUGGGCUCCUUUCUGAUGAGGGGCGCUGGCUGUAUCAUCAAUGACAUGUGGGACAAGGAUUUUGAUAAGAUGGUGGAAAGAACAAAAGACAGACCACUGGCAUGUGGAGAACUGAACUUCUACCAGGCCUUGGGCUGUCUGGCAUUGAAUUUAUCAGGGUCUCUGGCAAUCCUCCUUACUUUUAAUUGGUACAGCGUUGCCCUGGGUGCCAGCUCUUUACUUUUGGUAGUCACUUAUCCAUUGAUGAAGAGAGUCACAUUCUGGCCACAGCUGUUUCUGGGGUUGACUUUCAACUGGGGUGCCAUUUUGGGGUGGGCUGCGAUUCACGGAAAUAGUGACUGGAGUGUUGUUCUCCCCCUCUAUAUAUCCGGCAUAGCAUGGACUUUAAUGUACGACACCAUCUACGCACACCAAGACAAAGAAGAUGACCUGUUAAUUGGAGUGAAGUCCACAGCUCUUAAGCUUGGAGAUAGCACCAAGCCAUGGCUGACUGGUUUUAGCAGUGCAAUGAUAACUUGCCUCACCUUAACUGGUUAUAUGUGUGAACAAACCUGGCCUUACUAUAUUGGAGUAGGGGCUGUGGCCACUCACUUAGUACACCAGAUAUACACAGUUGAUUUGAACAACCCAGAAGACUGUGGGAAGAAGUUCCGCUCUAAUAAGUGGCUCGGUGCCAUCAUGUUUGCUGGAGUGGUGGCUGGAACAUUGCUCAAAGAGAAGGAAAAUAAAGAAACAAAGUGUGACACCAAAAUGAAUUCAGAGUAAAGCCAAAGAGACUAGUAGAACUUUACAUUUUAUCACACUUUUCUGUUAAGUUUUUUUUAUAUGUAAGUAGAAAAAUUACAUG
This is a messenger RNA of Lingula anatina, 1665 nucleotides long. Its product is annotated as 4-hydroxybenzoate polyprenyltransferase, mitochondrial. The record is from RefSeq and is a predicted model, not a curated record. Gene Ontology annotation, molecular function: 4-hydroxybenzoate polyprenyltransferase activity. Gene Ontology annotation, cellular component: mitochondrial inner membrane. NCBI's taxonomy places the organism in Eukaryota, Metazoa, Brachiopoda, Lingulata, Lingulida, Lingulidae. Gene Ontology annotation, biological process: ubiquinone biosynthetic process.